UACACAACCAAACCAACAAUCAAUCACACUGCUUUUUCAGUACUAAGUUUCUAACUACAAAAUCCACCUUUCCAUAUUUUCCAUUUCAACAUCUCUGCGACUUUUCAGAAAGCUCUCGACUAACACUAGUCUACUACUACUUAGAUAAAACUGUGUCCUACCUACAAAUGGAUGGUUUUUGUCCUUACUACGUCGACCCACAAACUUGUGGCGCCUCCUCCGAGGUACCGGAAUCUUCGUCCGCUUCCGACAACAGCAGUGCUCGCCCUGUAUCCGUGAACUUUUCGGACGAGGAGCUCCUGCUGGCGUCCACUUAUCCCAAGAAGCGGGCCGGUCGGAAGAAGUUCAAGGAGACUCGGCACCCCGUGUACCGCGGUGUCAGGAGAAGGAACUCCGGGAAGUGGGUUUGCGAGGUGCGGGAGCCCAACAAGAAGACCAGGAUUUGGCUCGGGACUUUCCCCACAGCCGAAAUGGCAGCGCGAGCUCAUGACGUGGCGGCCAUCAAGCUCAGAGGUCGGUCUGCUUGCUUGAACUUUGCCGACUCCGCGUGGCGGCUGCCUGUCCCGGCUUCAGCAAACGCCAAGGAUAUUCAAACCACAGCUUCCGAGGCUGCUGAGGCGUUUCGGCCACCUGCGGAGGGGUCGGUUGAGGUUUCUGGAGCUUCGGCGGUGGCCGCGUCAGAAAGCAAGUCAGCAUCGGAACAAGUGUUUUAUAUGGAUGAGGAGGCUGUUUUUGGGAUGCCAGGACUCCUCGCAAAUAUGGCCGAAGGGAUGCUGUUGUCUCCACCUCUUUACACCGAGGAUGACGAUGACGUGGAAUUUUAUGCUGACGUGCCACUAUGGAGUUAUUCGAUUUAAUUUACUUAAUAGUUUAGUUUUAGUCUACAAUGUAAAAAGAAAGCAGCUUAUGUGUUGUGAGAAAUUGUUAAAUUUUGUACUUCUUUUUGGUCCGUACCUGUAACUUUUUGACUAGUACGGGGACAAACAUAUUAUAUACCAUGAAGAUGUAAUUAUAUAAUUGAGAAGAUAAAAAGGCACUAUUUUUUAA
Messenger RNA from Prunus persica (peach), 1047 nucleotides. Its product is annotated as dehydration-responsive element-binding protein 1A. Gene Ontology annotation, biological process: regulation of DNA-templated transcription. NCBI's taxonomy places the organism in Eukaryota, Viridiplantae, Streptophyta, Magnoliopsida, Rosales, Rosaceae. The record is from RefSeq and is a predicted model, not a curated record. Gene Ontology annotation, molecular function: DNA-binding transcription factor activity; DNA binding. The coding region runs from base 168 to 857 and encodes 229 amino acids. The transcript has a single exon.